Messenger RNA from Owenia fusiformis, 831 nucleotides. Lineage: Eukaryota; Metazoa; Annelida; Polychaeta; Sabellida; Oweniidae. The record is from the annotation of a GenBank genome assembly.
AUGUUGGAUAUCAUUGAACAAAGGGAACGACAGUAUGGUAACAAAAGAAAGAUGGCUGGCCAGUGGUUCAUGAUUCGCAACAAGAUGAAUGGCCUUGUCUUGGACAUUGAGAGCAACAAUACAGAACCAGGUGCUUCUAUCGUCAUGUGGACACCAAACUGCAGUGAUAACCAGCUUUGGACCGUUGAAAAUAACCACAUCAUCAGCAAGCUGAGUGGAAUGGCCAUAGACAUUGAAGGAGGCAACCCCACUCAAGGGACGAGGAUUGUCACAUGGCAUCAGGAAGACAAGGAAUGGCAAAAAUGGAGCUUCGAGGGAAGUGGAGCACUCGUUAGUCAGUUAGGUGGCGGAACACUUUGCCUUGAUGUAAUUGACCAGCAAAUGGAACCAGGAUGCAAAGUGGGUAUCUGGAACCACAAUGGUGGAGAGAACCAACAGUGGGAAUUAGUCCUUGCCCCAGGAUGCUUUUAAUCUCCAUGGUGAUCGAACUAUACAAGUAUAACCAUCAUGUAACAUUGAACAAUACCACAGCAGCUAUACUAAUAAACUUUAUUACCAAAUGGCCUAACAUUUCAUGUAAUACCAGUGAAGAUUUAAGGAAUUACGUUUCAAUGUAUUGUUAAUGACAAUGAUUAAAAUUACAACCUAUGGGAUCUGAGUGUUUAAAAUGGUCAGGAGUUCAUACGAUUUUGUUAAACUGACUUGUUAACACACUUUUGAUAAAAUACAAUAGAUAUUAACAUCGCCAUCUUUCUUAGAAGCAGCAAACCUAUUUUCAUAAACUGUUCUUUGACUAUUUGAUUUAAUAAAAAUCAUGGCAUGUUUAAUAAG